AUGUCUGGCGGGGCUACUCCUACGCCUGCCAGCGGCGGUAUUCGUAUGGUGCCUCCAGGGGACCCUGCUGGCCCAUCACCUCAAUCGACGUCUGUUUAUUCAUCUGUUAUCCAGGCCCCCAUAACAAAUGUACCUCAGUCUCAAACUCCGACUCAGCCACACGAUCCCUCGGCUAUGGUUCAGCGUCAUUCCUCUUUCGUUGGACUACCUCCCAUCAGAAGAGGGUCGACUUUUGACGUAAACUCGAGAUCGACGGCAACUGAACAAAGGACCACACAGCCUAUCGCUGAGCAUGUUUCUGCUGAGCCGGAAGACUUCGAUGAGAUUGCUCGUCAGCAGGGAACACUGACAUCCGAGGUUACGGUCGGGUCUACAUUAGUUGGGACAGAUUCUAUCAUGGAAGAGAAGUUCAAGAAAGAUGCGGAUGGAUCAGAACCUCAAUCACCCCCUCCGCAACAAUCCCCACGCCACUCGCUGCAGCAAUCGCCUCCCAGGGGACCACAGCAUCCAUUCCAGAUGCACCCAGUCCAACCCGGGCCUAUGCCAACGCAAACUCAAGGAUAUCAGCCUCCGAUGCUACCCUUGCUUCCACCUCAGCUCAUGGGAGGUAACCCCGUUCAAAGGCUUCCUCCGUCUGGUCCCUGGAAAUUGGAGGAAAGCCACUUGUCUGAACCUCUUCACCGCGUUACUCCUAAGCCUCAGGCAGUCCCACCAUCGGGCCAAUGGAAGUUGGAAGAAAGUCACUUGGCUGAACCCCUUCAUAUGGUUAACAGAAACCGAGCGGGUACGAAUGCCUCACAGGUUUCACAGGUCUCGCAGCGUUCACAGCGUUCACAGCAGUCCCAACAUGACCCUUUCUACGGCUAUAACAAAGAAACUGGAGAUGUUCCCCCUUCUCCAUCUUCGAGCUCUACGGCUAAUAGGCAUCAUCAACGGCAAAAGCCUUCUGAAGUGCCACCUUCAUCGGCCAAUCGUUACCCUGGCCUCUUCCCUGGUCAUCAACGACAGUCGAGCGGUUCUAAAGAUGUUCACCCUGGCCCUGGAUCUCAGUUCAUCAGACGCUUUUCCCAGGAGGGCAUCACCAGGACUGGGACGAGCGACACUACUAACGAAGACAGGGGACGUUCUAAAAUGGCCUCAGCAUUGUUGAAGGACAUUGGACAUCGGUUCAGGAAGAGCUCGACUGAGCGACGAAGCACGCCUGUGGAUCACCACGGUCAGCAGUUCCAUCCUCCGCAACAACAGCAGCAACUCCACCUACCGCACGCUGACGUCCAUCAUGAUGCGGCUUCCGUCUCAAGUGUGACGACAGACGGAACACAUGACAAGAAGAAGUCGAGAGCCAGUUUCAUGUUAGGCCUGAGGAGUAAGCAGAGCCGAGAACGGCUUUCAAUGCCUACCCCUCCACGCCCGGAUGACAACAGGCCCGCCACAUCGACGGAAGAGAGAAGGGGAUCUCGGCUCAACCCUGACUUCGAUCCUGCUUCAGGUCAGUAUCGCCCUGCAGGUCCUCCACGCGCAGCUACUUCGAACUUGGCCAACGAGAUGAGCCAAUCUGCUACUCCUCCGGCAAGGAAGCGAUUCUCGGCAUUCAAUACCAAGGCUGCUAUGACGAAUGUCUUCAAUCGGCCAAGCAGUGGUACAUCAUCGAAGCCUGGUACACCCACCUCCUCAAGGCCGAUCUCAAGUCACCUAGGAGCUCAGCAACCAGUUUCCCUGGAGCGCCCUGCUCAUCCAGACUUUGAGCGAAGUAGCACUGCUGGCCCUACCUUCAACCAGAUCCUUCCGACUCCAACAGGUACGCCGCCUGUUGAUGCUAAUGAGCGCCGCAAGAGACGAGGCUCGGCUGCUGGACUGAUCUCCGGCCUUUUGGGACACGUCCACAAGAGCAAAGAGUCCCAGCAGGCUAUGUCAUCCCAGAUACAACAGCCUUAUGAUCGCCGCGCUUCUGGUUCCCAGCUUGGUACCCCUCACCCGCCGUCCCUGCAGACACAAGGGCGAAGACCUUCGGGGCCCCAACUGACCAGCCCUGUACUUCCAGGGGGGCAGCUUGGGAGCCCCCAAGGCACUGCACCGCCAUUGGCUAGUCCCCAACCUCAGAGACCUCAUCAAUUUGGUGACCGGCAGUCGAUAUCUAGGGAGCAAUCCCCGAUGUCAUCUGCCCGACCUCUAUCUAGUGGGAUAAGAGAUAACCAGCACGCUCAAGCUGCUUACCGCAACUCACGUCCAUCACCUCUGGGCUUUGGCUCUACCACACCGGCAGGAACCCCUCCUAUCGGAUCUGUGACUGAUUCCAGCCGCCAUGGGACUCCACAGACACCUUUCAGCGUGGGACAGGGCUUCCCGGACGCGCGAGCUGGAAGAAUGCGAUCGAUCUCACCAGCUGCGUCCGCAAUCCGGAGUGCCCCAACAACCCAGACCUCCUUCAACGUUCCAAGCACGGCUCCAACCACUCAGCCGUCAUUCCACCAUGCGUCACAAUCUUCGCAAUCGCUUGACAAGCUCGCGCAUGCAAAGCAGGAGGGAACUCGGAUCCAACGACCAGUCACAGACUCUCCAAACAUGUCCUUCAGACAUGAGAAUAGGGCUAGCCAUGGUGCAUCAGAUAAUGACAUGCCCUUAUCUCCAGUGUCGCAAAUGUCCAAGACUGGCCCGCCGUCUGUGUCUUCGAUGGCUACUCAGAGUCCUCGUCUGAAUACCACUACUUUGGCUGCUGGGAGACGACAGUCCUCCCAGCUUUCACAGCCUAACACGCCUCUUGUAUCUGCAGUGUCUACUUCUCCACAACAUCAGACCUUUGCCAACAGGAUGGGAGUCUCACCGCCACAGCAACAACAGCAGUUUCCUUCUGGAUUCCAGCAACAGCCUGUGAAUGCUCAGCAACAGGCACACCCUCAGGUGAACCCUCAGCAUGGUGGCUACCAGAUUGCUCCAGGUCAACAGUACGAGCCCAAUCUCCGCCAGCCAUCUGCCGGUCAGCCUUUGCCAGGCUCACACCCACAAGCCACUUCUCCUGGCCGUCCACCUAUGCAGAUGCAGCACUCUGGUUCAGGCCCUCCAGUCCCCCCAAAGGACGGCUCGGGUGCUUUCCAGCAACCCCAGAUUGCCAAUCAACCAGCUCGCCAAGCAAGUCCGGGAGCUUCGAAGUGGAAGGGUUUGAGGAAUCGCAUGUCGGCACAGGUCUCAAACAAGCCAGCAGCGAGUCAAGGAAAGGGCGAGAACGACAAGCUGACUGCAAGCAAGAUCCUUGGGGCAUUUAAACGAGGUUCCAAGGAGAAUCGGCAGUCAAUGGUCAUUCCCGAUCUGCAGGCUUAUCAGAACCAUGAGAUGCGGCCUGUGCAGCGACAACAGCAGCCUCAGCAAGCUCAGCAAGCUCCGCGUCCCCAGCAGCCCCAGCAGCAAUUUGCUGGUCAAGUUCCGCAUGGACAGACCCAGUCUCCUCGACCAUCCUCGCAGGUCAGCGGCCAACCUUUCGGACAAGUGCCAACUGCUCGCCCGUCAUCUCAGUUCAGCAACCAGAGCAUGGGACAAGCGCAGACCAAGCGUUACUCAUCAAUGUUUACCAGCCCAAUUAUGCCACAGCAAGAGUUCCGAAGCCCUUCGGGGGCGUUCGCUUCAGGUCCCCAAGGAAUGAGCCAGCCACAGCCUGGUCACCCGUAUCAGUCUCCUCAGAUGCAGGGCCAAUUCCCGCCGACACAGUCGCCACAGGCUCAAUACCAUUCCCCGCCGCAGCCCCACGGUCAAUUCCAGUCUCCUGUCCAACAGCAGGAUCACUUCCAAUCACCUCCUCAACCGCAAGGCCAGUUCGUGCCUCCACCCAUGCAACAAGGCCAAUUCACGUCCCCCAUACAGCAGCAAGGUCGGUUCCAGUCUCCCGCGCAGCAACAGGGACAAUUCCCAUCCCCCCCACAGCCCCCGGGUCAAUGGCAGCCUCAGAUGCCGUCCCCCGCUGGACAAUUCCCACCAUCUCAACAAAGACAGGCUUCUUAUCCUGGCCAAUGGCACGGCGGGACUGUUGGUCAAAGCCCAAAUACGCCCUCGUCAUAUAGAAGUCCUCAGCAGUCUCAGUUCUCAUCGCAACCCCAAAGCCCGCAGUAUGGGUUCGCGACAGGACAAAAUGUUCAUGGGGAGGAAUCGCCCCCUGUCCAUGUUUCAACGCCUACUCAGGUUCACUCUCCUACACCAGUUCACGCCCCGUCGCCUCGUCCUUCACUGUUGAAUCUGCAAGCUAUGGUUGCUGCCAACCCUGAACACGACCACGCUCAGGAAGGAGAGCGUGAGCACUCAGAUGCUGCUCCUCGAAAUGAUCCUAAUGCAACUCGUCAGGGAACCUCCAAUAUGCAGAGGUUUAACAGCGACAGUCCUCAUAGUAGCAGAACCAGCGGAAGCCCUAGAGUCGGUGGAAACCCUCCAUCAACGCAACACGUUUCUCCAAGAGUAGGCACAGAGCAGAACGGUAGCUCAAAGUCCCGAGCUCCUAGUCUUCCCAUGCCUGUGCUUGCUGGUGGCGAUUUCAUGGGAGGCCAUGCUGCGCCAGGUACCAGUUCACAAUUCUCACCCGAAGCAGAGGAGUCCCAGGGCGUGUCGCUCAGUCCCCCAUCUGGUGCGCCGGGCAGUGUCAGCCCCAACUCUACGAGGCAAUCUCCAUCGGGCGGUAGUGAUCUCGGCCCUCCUGAGCCAAAGAGCAGGGGAGGCCCAUCGUUCCACGCUGAGCUUGAGGAUACUGAGGAUGCCCGGAAGCGCACAUUGCGAAUUGAUUCGCAAGAAGAGAAGAUUCACUACGACCCCAAUGCUGACUCAGAUGGAGAGGUUCCUCCUCAGAUGAGUGCGACUAGUUAUCCUGGCCAAGAGUGGAAUCCCUAUGGCAUGCCCGAGAUGGGUGACUGGAACGAGGCGACGGACCGCUAA
Molecule: messenger RNA, 4908 nt
Organism: Fusarium mangiferae
Lineage: Eukaryota; Fungi; Ascomycota; Sordariomycetes; Hypocreales; Nectriaceae
Exons: 1
Coding region: 1-4908 (1635 amino acids)
Source: RefSeq, a predicted model, not a curated record